AUGCGCGUGGUGGUGGUCGGCGCCGGGGUCAUCGGACUCUCCACCGCCCUCUGCAUCCACCAGCGCUACCACUCGGACCUGCAGCCGCUGGACAUGAAGGUCUACGCGGACCGCUUCACCCCGCACACCACCACCGACGUGGCUGCCGGGCUCAUCCAGCCCUACGUCUCCCCGCCCGACGACCCCCGGGAAAUGGACUGGAACCAGCAGACCUUUGACUACCUACUGAGUCAAAUCCAUUCUCCCAGUGCUGACAAAAUGGGCCUGGCCUUAAUCUCGGGCUACAACCUCUUCCGUGAAGCUGUUCCGGACCCUGUCUGGAAAGACUUAGUUCUGGGAUUUCGGAAGCUGACCCCCAGAGAGCUGGACAUGUUCCCUGAUUAUGGCUAUGGCUGGUUCAACACCAGCCUGAUCCUGGAUGGCAGGACCUACCUCAAGUGGCUGAUGGAAAGGCUGACUGAGAGGGGCGUGCAGUUCUUCCUGCGGAAGGUGGCGUCUUUGGAGGAGGUGGCAAGAGGAGGCGUGGAUGUGAUCAUCAACUGCACCGGGGUGUGGGCUGGGGCGCUGCAGCCAGACCCUCUGCUGCAGCCAGGCCGGGGACAGGUCAUUCGGGUGGAAGCCCCGUGGAUGAAGCACUUCAUUAUCACCCAUGACCCAGAGAGAGGCAUCUACAAGACCCCGUACAUCAUCCCAGGGAGCCAGACGGUCACUCUGGGCGGCAUCUUCCAGCUGGGGAACUGGACGGAGCUGAUCGAUACCCAGGACCACGACACCAUUUGGGAAGGCUGCUGCAGACUGGAGCCCACGCUGAAGAAUGCGAGACUCGUCGGUGUGGGUGCUGGCUUCCGGCCUGUGCGUCCCCGGAUCCGGCUAGAGAGGGACCGGCUCCCUGGGGGACCUGCAGACACAGAGGUCAUCCACAACUAUGGCCACGGAGGCCAAGGGAUCACCAUUCACUGGGGCUGUGCCCUGGAGGCAGCCAAGCUCUUUGGCAAGAUCCUGGAGGAAAGGAAGUUGUCCAGGGGGCCACUCUCCCACCUCUGA
Marmota flaviventris (yellow-bellied marmot) is the source of this 1044-nucleotide messenger RNA. RefSeq names its product D-amino acid oxidase (gene Dao). Gene Ontology annotation, molecular function: D-amino-acid oxidase activity; FAD binding. The record is from RefSeq and is a predicted model, not a curated record. Gene Ontology annotation, cellular component: cytoplasm. NCBI's taxonomy places the organism in Eukaryota, Metazoa, Chordata, Mammalia, Rodentia, Sciuridae. Gene Ontology annotation, biological process: D-serine catabolic process; D-alanine catabolic process; L-proline catabolic process.